CGGAGGUAAACACGGUCACAUCAAGUGAAAACUCUUCAGCAUGGCACAUUAUCACUGCUGAUAUUGAACAAGGAUUUAAAAGCUCAUAGGAUACAAGAUGAUCAUGGGUGGACCUGGUACCUCUACAAUUACGCAUGUUUAAUAAAGAGGGUGUGGUUAAAAAGGUUUGAGUUUUGGAUGCUUCACUGUAAAUACAUACUAGUGAAAUGGCUCUUCUUCGAAGAAGCCUCUCUGACAGCCUGCUGCUUGAAGAUGACGAUGUCCCUGUAGAGGGUUUGGAAUACACGGACGUGCACUUUCAUGAAGACGAUGAAAUUGUAGGUGCCAGUGGUCUGUUUGAUCUAAAGAGGAAUGAACAAAAGAAGAAUGAAGCUGUGGACAUUUUGAAGUUAAUUGAUAAUGACAAGGAGUUAAUGAAGCAUGGUUUGAAAUCCAGCAAGAGCUUGGAAAGUCUGGAUAUCAAAGCUCCUAAUGAGGUGUGGAAAGAUUCAUACGACAAGCUCUUCAAUGCUAAAGUCAAGAAAUUCAUGAAAGGAAAUAAAGCUGUUAAGGAAAACAGACAUGGCAUACACAGGGGGCCAGUGACAACCCAAACACUUGACCGCAAAAGCAAAGUAAAUGUUGCAGCUUUACUUGAGAAUGCAGAUCAGAUGCGUCUCACUCCAUAUGAAACAGAACCUGACAAUCAAGUAGGACCAUACAUGGAAUAUCAUCAAUAUGACUCCGAUACGUUACUACAAGGAUCUGACCUGGUGAGAUCAGCAAAGAUCAAACCCAAUAUUGCAAGUGAUGUUCCAUCGCAUCAUUCCACAAUGAACUUGACCAAUGUUGAUCGUGAAAUCAACCUACGCGGUGGAACAUAUACAGAUCCAAAAGUAGAUAUUGGUAUUAAUACACCAGAUUCAAGUCUUACAUUGCCGGAUACCCAAGGAUCUCCGGUGAUGCACCUCACAAAAGGACAUUUUAAAGGCCCAAAAGCAGUGCUUAAUUCUUCUGAUAUGGAUAUGGAAGUACCAUCAGUUAAUGUCAAGAAGCCAAAAUUUAAAAUGCCAAAGUUUAGCCUCUCUGGAAACAAGAAUACUGACAUUAGUUAUGAUGGAAGUAUGAAGGGGUCAAAAUUUGCAUUGUCAUCCCCUGAAGUAGCUCCAGGUCUUAAUGGUUCUAAUAUACGAAUUGAUGGACCAAAGGCUGAUUUUAAAGGUCUAAAAACAGACCUUCCAGACAUGGACAUGUCAUCUGGAAAACUGAAAGCACCCACUUUCAGCUUCCCUGAUUUUGGCCUGUCAGGACCCAAAAUAAAAACACCUGACUAUGAUCUAAAGACCCCUGAAAUGAAUCUGUCUGCUCCCAAAUUUAAGGCAGACUUUGAUUCACCAGACAUCAACAUCAGAGGUCAUAAGCCAGAUAUCACCGCACCUGACAUGGAUGUGAAUAUUCCUGAAGGUACAUUUAAAGGACCAAAUUUCAAGAAACCUAAUCUUGACUUGAAUGCACCUGACCUCGACAUAAAUGUUCCUUCUGGUAACCUGAAGCUGCCAAAAUUUGGUUUCUCUGGUAGCAAGCCAGAAGGACCUGAUCUUAAAAUCAAAUCUCCAGACCUGAAUCUCAAAAGCCCCAAAAUAAAGGGAGGAAUCGAUACCCCAGAUAUGGAUCUGACUCUGCCUCAAACUGAUUUGAAAGGCCCGAAUCUAGAUUUCAAAACGCCUGAUAUUGAUGUUAAUAGCCCUUCAGGGAAGUUUAAUAUGCCAAAGUUAAAGAUGCCCAGUUUUGGCCUGUCAGGUUUGAAAGGUCCACAUAUGAACAUGGAUGCUGACAUUGAUAAGCCUGACGUUAAUCUAAGUGCAUCAACUCCCAGGCUAAAUGCAGGGAUAAAUAGUCCUGACAUUGACAUUCACAGACCUAAUGUUGAUCUCAAAGGACCAAAAACAGAUCUUACACUCCCUGACAUGGACAUACCAUCUGGAAAAAUGAAAGUUCCAACUUUCAAGAUGCCUGAUUUCGGUCUCUCUGGAACCAAAAUAAAGACUCCUGACUGUGAUCUGAAAAACCCUGAAAUGGAUCUGUCAGCUCCAAAGUUUAAGACAGACUUUGAUUCGCCAGACAUCAACAUCAGAGGUCAUAAGCCAGAUAUCAAAACCCCAGAAUUGAAUGUUGAUUUCCCUAAAGGUAAAAUUAAAGGACCAAAUUUCAAGAAACCUAAUCUUGAUGUGAAUGCACCUGAUCUCGACAUAAAUGCCCCUUCAGGUAAACUAAAGCUGCCAAAGUUUGGCAUCUCAGGUAGUAAGCCAAAAGGGCCUGAUCUUAAAAUCAAAUCUCCAGACCUAAAUCUCAAAAGCCCCAAAAUAAAGGGAGGAAUUGAUACCCCAGAUAUGGAUCUGACUUUCCCUCAAACUGAUUUAAAAGGCCCAAACCUAGAUAUCAAAUCCCCUGAUAUUGAUGUCAGUGGCCCUUCAGGGAAACUGAAUAUGCCAAAGCUAAAGAUGCCCAGUUUUGGCCUGUCAGGUUUGAAAGGGCCACAUAUGAACAUGGAUGCAGACAUUGAUCAGUCUGACCUUAAUCUAAGUGCAUCAACUCCCAAACUAAAUGCAGGAAUAAAUAGUCCUGAUAUUGACAUUCAUGGACCUGAUGUUGAUCUCAAGGGUCCAAAAACAGACCUUACUCUUCCAGACAUUGACAGGCCUUCUGGAAAAAUGAAAACACCCACUUUCAAGAUGCCUGAUUUUGGUCUCUCAGCACCAAAAAUAAAGACACCUGAUUAUGAUCUGAAGACUCCUGAAAUGGAUCUGUCAGCUCCAAAGUUUAAGGCUGACUUUGAUUCCCCAGACAUAAACAUCAGAGGUCAUAAUCCAGAUCUCACAGCACCUGACAUGAAUGUUGAUUUCCCAAAAGGUAAAAUUAAAGGACCAAAUUUCAAGAAACCAAAUCUUGACCUUGACAUCAAUGCUCCUUCAAAUAAACUGAAGCUGCCAAAAUUUGGCUUUUCUGGUAGUAAGCCAAAAGGGCCUGAUCUUAAAAUCAAAUCUCCAGACCUGAAUCUCAAAAGCCCCAAAAUAAAGGGAGGAAUCGAUACCCCAGACAUGGAUCUGAAUCUGCCUAAAACUGAUUUAAGAGGCCCUAACUUUGAUAUCAAAUCACCAGAUAUUGAUGUCAAUGGCCCUUCAGGCAAAUUGAAUAUGCCAAAGUUUAAGAUGCCCAGUUUUGGCAUGUCAGGUUUGAAAGGGCCACAUAUGAAUGUGGAUGCUGACAUUGAUCGCCCCGACCUUAAUCUGAGUGCAUCAACUCCUAAACUAAAUGCAGGGAUAAAUAGUCCUGAUAUUGAUUUGCAUGGACCUAAUGUUGAUCUUAAAGGUCCAAGAACAGACCUUACACUUCCAGACAUUGACAAGCCUUCUGGAAAAUUUAAAAUGCCCACUUUAAAGAUGCCUAAGUUUGGUGUCUCAGGACCAAAACUAAAGACGCCUGACUAUGAUUUAAAGACCCCUGAAAUGGAUCUGUCAGCUCCAAAGUUUAAGGCAGAUUUUGAUUCCCCAGACCUGAACCUCAAAAGCCCCAAAAUAAAGGGAGGAAUCAAUACCCCAGAUAUGGAUCUGACUCUGCCUAAAACUGAUUUAAGAGGCCCUAACUUUGAUAUCAAAUCACCAGAUAUUGAUGUCAAUGGCCCUUCAGGCAAAUUGAAUAUGCCAAAGUUAAAGAUGCCCAGUUUUGGUCUGUCAGGUUUGAAAGGGCCACAAAUGAAUGUGGAUGCUGACAUUGAUCAGCCCGACCUCAAUCUGAGGGCAUCAGCUCCCAAACUAAAUGCAGGGAUAAAUAGUCCUGAUAUUGAUGUACAUGGACCUGAUGUUGAUCUCAAAGGUCCAAGAACAGACCUUACUCUUCCAGACAUUGACAAGCCUUCUGGAAAAAUGAAAAUGCCCACUUUAAAGAUGCCUAAGGCUGGUGUCUCGGGACCAAAAAUAAAAACACCUGACUAUCAUUUGAAGACCCCUAAAAUGGAUAUGUCAGCUCCAAAGUUUAAGGCUGAUUUUGAUUCCCCAGACAUCAACAUUAAAGGUCAUAAGCCAGAUAUCACAGGUCCAGACGUGAAUCUUGAUUUCCCUAAAGGUAAAUUUAAAGGACCAAACUUAAAGACACCCAAUCUUGACAUGAAUGCACCUGACCUCGACAUCAAUGCUCCUUCAGGUAAACUGAAGCUGCCAAAAUUUGGGUUUUCAGGUAGUAGGCCAAAAGGCCCAGAUCUUAAAGUCAAAUCUCCAAAGAUGAAUCUCAAAAGCCCCAAAAUGAAGGGAGGAAUCAAUACCCCAGACAUGGAUCUGACUCUGCCUCAAAAUGAUUUAAAAGGCCCAAACCUAGAUUUCAAAUCACCUGAUGUUGAUGUUAAUGGCCCUUCAGGUAAACUGAAUAUGCCAAUGUUAAAGAUGCCCAGUUUUGGCAUGUCAGGUUUGAAAGGGCCACAUAUGAAUGUGGAUGCUGACAUUGAUCAGCCCGACCUUAAUCUGAGUGCAUCAACUCCCAGGCUAAAUGCAGGGCUUAAUAGUCCUGAUAUUGACUUACAUGGACCUAAUGCUGAUUUCAAAGGUCCAAGAACAGACCGUACUCUUCCAGACAUUGACAAGCCUUCUGGAAAAAUUAAAAUGCCCACUUUAAAGAUGCCUACGUUUGGUGUCUCAGGGCCAAAAAUAAAGACGCCUGACUGUGAUCUGAAAACCCCUGAAAUGGAUCUGUCAUCUCCCAAGUUUAAGGCAGACUUUGAUUCACCAGACAUCAACAUCAGAGGUCAUAAACCAGAUAUCACAGGCCCAGACAUAGAUGUCGAUAUUCCUAGAGGUACCUUUAAAGGACCAAAUUUCAAGAAACCCAAUCUUGAUAUGAAUGCACCUGACCUCGACAUAAAUGCACCUUCAAGUAAAUUUAAGCUGCCAAAAAUCGGCUUCUCAGGGAGCAAAGCAGACGGACCUGAUCUUAAAGUCAAAUCUCCAAAGCUGAAUCUUAAAAGCCCCAAAAUAAAGGGAGGAAUUGAUACCCCAGAUAUGGAUCUGACUCUGCCUCAAACUGAUUUGAAAGGCCCGAACCUAGAUAUCAGAACACCUGAUAUUGGUGUUAAUGGCCCUUCAGGUAAAUUGAAUAUGCCAAAGUUAAAGAUGCCCAGUUUUGGCUUGUCAGGUUUGAAAGGGCCACAUAUGAAUGUGGAUGCUGACAUUGAUAAGCCUGGCGUUAAUCUAAGUGCAUCAACUCCCAAACUAAAUGCAGGGAUGAAUAGUCCUGAUAUUGACACUCACGGACCUAAUGCUGAUUUCAGGGGUCCAAAAACCAACCUUGCAUUUCCAGACAUGGACAUACCAUCUGGAAAACUGAAAAUGCCCACCCUCAAGAUGCCUGAUGUUGGUUUCUCAGGACCCAAAAUCAAGACACCGGACUAUGAUCUGAAUACCCCUAAAAUGGAUCUGUCAGCUCCAAAGUUUAAGGCAGACUUUGAUUCACCAGACAUCAGAGGCCAUAAGCCAGAUAUUACAGUCCCAGACAUGAAUGUUGAUUUCCCAAAAGGUAAAAUUAAAGGACCAAAUUUAAAAAAAAACAAUCUUGAUUUUAACAUUCCAAAUUUUGACAUUGACGCACCUUCAAGUAAAUUUAAACUGCCGAAGCUGGGCCUCUCAGACAGCAAGCCAGAAGGACCUGAUCUUAAAGUCAAAUCUCCAAAGUUGAAUCUCAAAAGUCCCAAAAUAAAGGGAGGAAUCAAUACCACAGACAUGGAUCUGACUCUGCCUCAAACUGAUUUGAAAGGCCUAAACCGAGAUUUUAAAACACCUGAUAUUGAUGUUAAUGGCCCUUCAGGUAGAUUGAAUAUGCCAAAGUUAAAGAUGCCCAGUUUUGGCCUGUCAGGUGUAAAAGGGCCACAUAUGAAUGUGGAUGCUGACAUUGAUCAGCCUGACCUUAAUCUGAGAGCAUCAACUCCCAAACUAAAUGCAGGGAUUAAUCGUCCUGAUAUUGGAGUCCAUGGUCCUAAUGUUGAUCUUAAAGGUCCAAGAACAGACCUUACUCUUCCAGACAUGGACAUACCAUCUGGUAAAAUGAAAAUGCCUGCUUUUAAAAUGCCUGACAUUAGUUUCUCAGGACCCAAAAUAAAGAAACCUGACUAUGAUUUAAAGACCCCUAAAAUGGACCUCUCAGCUCCUAAAAUUCAUAAGCCAGAUAUCACAGCCCCAGACAUGAAUGUUGAUUUCCCUAAAGGCAAAAUAAACAGACCAAAUUUCAAGAAACCCAGUGUUGAUGUGAACGAAACAGACUUUGACAUUGAUGCUCCUUCGGGGAAACUGAAGCUCCAAGGAAACAUGCCAGAAGGAAGAGAUCUUAAAUUCACCUCUCCAAAGAUGGAUCUCAAAACCCCCCGAAUCAAAGGAGGAAUUGAUAGCUCUGAUUUUCAAGGCCUGGGGUCUGAUGUAGAUUUUGGUACCUAUACAGAAAUGCAUGCUAACAGCUUUGCGGUUCCAAGAGGUAAAACAAAGGCAGCCAAAACGUAUGAUCUUGAUGAUCUCUCAAGAGACAUCAGAAUACCGACUCAUCAGAAAUAUGGUGCCCCAGAAUUUAACAUGCAGGACACCUAUUAUGACUUGAACAGAGACAUGAAAGUUUCUGCAAAAGCUCAGUGGUCUCCAAUACCAGAACAUCUCUCCGGCCAAACUAGAAUCUCUGGAGUAGGUCCAACAUCAUCAGGUGUUUACAACAAUGAUAUGUCUGGGGCACUCAGGUCAAGACAUCAUAAAACAAAAGCAAGUGACUUUGAUAUUGAUGGCAACUGGAACAAUAUAUCAGUGCCUAAAUUUCAAGUUUCAAGAAGUAGAGAAGAUUUAGCUGUGAAAAAUUCAAAUAUGGGAAUGAAUACCAUGCAAAGUUCAGGUGAUAAUGCAGGUUAUUAUAGGAAAAUGGUUCCUAGACGUCAUUACACUACUGAUGAUAUAUGCUACACUUAUAAUGGCAUGCCUAGAAGAGGUGGAUGGGGAAGUGGGCAAACUGGCUAUAGUGGCAGACAGACAAUGAGACAUCUGCAAAUACAUGCAAUGGAUCUGGAGGUUCCAGAAAGCACUUUGAAAGGGUCGAAAUUUAACGUUCUUAAACUAAUAUAGUAGGAUAAUUUAAAGGAAGGGACGUGGAAGACAAGAAUGAGCUUGUCCUUGGCAUUCAUGUUUACAGGGCUGAUAAAAACUAAUAGCAUAUUAAAAACUAACUUAAAGAUGCUGUAAAUGAGCUUGAGCAAACUUUUUUCUACACUACUUCUUAACACUGAUGAACAAACCUUUCCAUAAAGGAGAUGUUAAACUUGCACUUACAGUAUCAUAGAUCAUUAUGCUCAUAUAAAUAAAAAAAAUAUUUUUUUCACAUAACUUUAUGAUAAAAUAUGUGACAAUAUUAUGUGGAUCUUGCCUGAUUAAAUAUUGUAAAUCAUAUAUAUUUUGUAAAUUAUGUAAAAGGCUACAGUAAUGUAUAAAUGCAAUGUGGAUGAGAUAUACAUACACAUGUAAAAUGUUUUGUCUGGAGAAUGUCUCUUGUUUCUUGCCAUUUGUUAGUUUGUUUGUUUUUAAGUUACUCAUGUGAUACAGUGAGGUACACAGGGCUAGGGGGAUUUGUUUUGAAGGAUGUAUAUAAAUCAUUUUAAAAUGUUCCUACUAACAUUGUUGUUUCAACAUAUACAAAAGCAGUUGUUGUUGUAGAAUACUUCAAAUGUUAUGUAAUUGAAAUAUUUUAAAGUAGUUAUUUUGAAAAAAGUAUUUACUUGAAUGUUACUUUAAAAAUAUCUUGCUAUUUACAGAGUAUUUGCACAUUAUAACAAAAUCUGCAUAUGCAGUCAUGUGAAAAAUGUAGGACACCCUAUUGAAUUCCAUGGUUUUCUGUAUCAGGACAUAAUAAAAAAUUACCUGGUCCUUGG
Messenger RNA from Sinocyclocheilus rhinocerous, 7918 nucleotides. RefSeq names its product neuroblast differentiation-associated protein AHNAK-like. Lineage: Eukaryota; Metazoa; Chordata; Actinopteri; Cypriniformes; Cyprinidae. Bases 207 to 7118 code for a protein of 2303 amino acids. The transcript has 7 exons. The record is from RefSeq and is a predicted model, not a curated record. Gene Ontology annotation, biological process: regulation of RNA splicing. Gene Ontology annotation, cellular component: costamere; nucleus; cytoplasm.